CCCUAGAUGUCUGGCAAGGUGGCCAUUGGCAGUGACAUUGGGCAGGCCCGCCGGGCUGUGGAGCAGCUUCGGAUGGAAGCGGGCAUCGACCGCGUGAAGGUGUCCAAGGCGGCCGCUGACCUGCUGCAGUUCUGCACAGAGCAGGCCAAGAGCGACCCCUUCCUGGUGGGCAUCCCAGCGGCCACCAACCCCUUCAAGGAGAAGAAGCCCUGCACCAUCCUAUGA
Echinops telfairi (small Madagascar hedgehog) is the source of this 225-nucleotide messenger RNA. It is a transcript of the gene GNG14, whose product is annotated as G protein subunit gamma 14. Gene Ontology annotation, molecular function: G-protein beta-subunit binding. The coding region runs from base 7 to 225 and encodes 72 amino acids. The record is from RefSeq and is a predicted model, not a curated record. NCBI's taxonomy places the organism in Eukaryota, Metazoa, Chordata, Mammalia, Afrosoricida, Tenrecidae. Gene Ontology annotation, cellular component: heterotrimeric G-protein complex. Gene Ontology annotation, biological process: G protein-coupled receptor signaling pathway. The transcript has 2 exons.